CAGUUUCCCCAGCGUCGCUACUUUGCAGAGCAAGGGAAACCGAACCAAAACCCCAACCCUAACGAGCUCCAUCCCCAUCCAUCGUCCAUGGCGGCCACGGUAGCAGCUCCUCCACCCGCGGCCAUGGCGGCCGCCCCCGGAAACCCUCACAAGCGCAAGAAGCAGCCCAAGGGGAAGGGAAGGGGCAACACCGGCAAGAACAAGAAGCUCAAGGGCCCCGAUGAUGCCGUCCGCCGCCGCCGCAAGCCCAGCAGCAAGUUCAUCAAGCUGCUCGAGAAGCGCGCCCGCGACUAUAACUCGGACGACGACGAAGAAGUAGACCAUCCGCCACCGCGGAGGCAGCAUGCCGAGGGCGGUGACGCUGCUGUCGAUGGCGACGACAACGACGAUCAGGAGGCUCCCUCGUCGGAGGAGGAGGCCUCCAGCUCCGGCGACGAGUCCGGCGAGGAGGAAAAGGCGGCAGUCACGAGGUUCGAGCAAGGCUGCAGGGCUUUCCGAGUCGCCUUCACCAAGAUCAUGUCCAAGAAGCUCCCCGACGACCCACUGGGUCCAAUUCUGUCAGCGCACAAGAAAUUGGUUGCCGCCAAGCUGGCCGAGGAGGCGGAUGAGCACAAGUCCAAGGGAGAGGCCCGCAAGGAAAAACGCAUAGCUGCAGAGAAGGGCCAUGUCAUACCCGAAAAUCAUAUAAACAACAAAGAGAAGAUGCUCAUCAAAGUUGCAACCCAGGGGGUGGUGAGGUUGUUCAAUGAGGUCAGCAAGCGACAGACUCGGAAAGGUUUGAACCCGUCGAGAACUAAAGCAGCAUUGGGAAGAGAAAAAACAUUGUCUGUACCAUCUAACCAAGGACAAAAGGGCCAGGCAUCUUCCAGUUUCUCUAAGCAUAUUGGCAAAGAUGAAGAUGAGCCAGGGUGGGCACCUCUACGUGACACAUACAUGCUUGGAUCCAAACUGAAGGACUGGGACAAAGUACAGGAUUCUGAUGUGGCUAAACAAACUGAGGUCCCUUUGGACAACUUCUCUGAUGAUGAAUAGAAAAGCACAAUCUUAGGUGGUGGUGUACUCCCUCUUUGAGGCCAAAGAAAGGCGAUCUUGGUGGGUGGGUGGAUGGCUGUGGGGCUGAAUUUCAAUGGGGGGAAAUGGAGGGAAGCUGGAUGGUUGAUGUUUCUUGGAAGCAGGAGAAGAUUUGUUACUAGAUUACCUUAGCUUUGCUGCAUGCAUCCAAGAGAGCAAGAAUACUUGGCCUUAAGUUUUGCUGAAGUUUUGUUCCUGUAUCUGUGGCAUGUACACGUUAUAUACCCCGUUUCAUGAAGUUUAUUGACAAUGAACGGAAUUUCUUGCUCAAAAUUCUUGGGACGAAAAGUGUUUCUGAGUUUCUGUAUAGUGCA
This is a messenger RNA of Brachypodium distachyon (stiff brome), 1385 nucleotides long. Its product is annotated as RRP15-like protein. The coding region runs from base 88 to 1032 and encodes 314 amino acids. The transcript is spliced from 8 exons. Lineage: Eukaryota; Viridiplantae; Streptophyta; Magnoliopsida; Poales; Poaceae. Gene Ontology annotation, biological process: maturation of LSU-rRNA; maturation of 5.8S rRNA. The record is from RefSeq and is a predicted model, not a curated record. Gene Ontology annotation, cellular component: preribosome, large subunit precursor.